Emys orbicularis (European pond turtle) is the source of this 1854-nucleotide messenger RNA. It is a transcript of the gene NF2, whose product is annotated as NF2, moesin-ezrin-radixin like (MERLIN) tumor suppressor. Gene Ontology annotation, molecular function: integrin binding; actin binding. Bases 1 to 1773 code for a protein of 590 amino acids. Gene Ontology annotation, cellular component: filopodium; apical part of cell; cytoskeleton. Gene Ontology annotation, biological process: negative regulation of cell population proliferation; positive regulation of protein localization to early endosome; regulation of cell shape. The record is from RefSeq and is a predicted model, not a curated record. Lineage: Eukaryota; Metazoa; Chordata; Testudines; Emydidae. The transcript is spliced from 17 exons.
AUGGCCGGUGCCAUAGCGUCUCGGAUGAGCUUCAGCUCCCUGAAGAGAAAACAGCCGAAAACCUUCACUGUGCGGAUUAUUACCAUGGACGCCGAGAUGGAGUUCAACUGUGAGGUGAAGUGGAAAGGGAAAGAUUUGUUUGACUUGGUGUGCAGGACACUAGGACUCCGAGAAACCUGGUUCUUUGGACUUCAGUACACGAUCAAGGAUACCGUGGCUUGGCUCAAAAUGGACAAGAAGGUUCUGGAUCAUGACGUUCCAACAGAGGAGCCGGUCACUUUUCACUUCCUUGCCAAAUUUUACCCUGAGAAUGCGGAGGAGGAGUUGGUUCAGGAGAUCACACAGCACUUGUUCUUUCUGCAGGUAAAGAAACAGAUUUUAGAUGAGAAGAUCUACUGUCCUCCUGAGGCAUCUGUGCUGCUGGCCUCCUAUGCCGUCCAAGCCAAGUAUGGUGAUUACGAUCCCACUGUUCAUCAGCGUGGCUUCUUAGCACAAGAGGAGUUGCUUCCAAAACGGGUAAUUAACCUGUACCAGAUGACUCCAGAAAUGUGGGAGGAAAGAAUAACAGCCUGGUAUGCAGAACAUCGAGGCAGGGCAAGAGAUGAAGCUGAAAUGGAAUAUUUGAAGAUCGCUCAGGACUUGGAGAUGUAUGGAGUAAACUACUUUGCAAUUAGGAAUAAGAAGGGCACCGAGCUGUUGCUUGGGGUUGAUGCACUGGGGCUUCACAUCUACGAUCCAGAAAACAGGCUGACCCCCAAAAUCUCUUUUCCAUGGAAUGAGAUCCGGAAUAUCUCUUACAGUGAUAAGGAGUUUACAAUUAAGCCACUGGACAAAAAGAUCGAUGUCUUUAAAUUCAAUUCAUCAAAGCUGCGUGUGAAUAAGCUGAUUCUUCAGCUGUGUAUUGGAAACCACGAUCUAUUCAUGAGGAGGAGGAAGGCAGACUCAUUGGAGGUCCAGCAGAUGAAAGCACAGGCCAGGGAGGAGAAGGCCAGAAAGCAGAUGGAACGACAGCGGCUGGCUCGAGAGAAGCAGAUGAGGGAAGAGGCAGAGCGAACAAGGGAUGAGUUGGAGAGGAGGCUGUUGCAGUUAAAGGAGGAGGCGACAAUGGCCAAUGAGGCUCUGAUGAGAUCUGAAGAGACAGCAGACUUGCUGGCUGAAAAAGCCCAGAUCACAGAAGAGGAAGCCAAGCUGCUGGCUCAGAAAGCAGCUGAGGCGGAGCAGGAGAUGCAGCGGAUCAAAGCCACGGCAAUCCGGACAGAGGAAGAGAAGCGGUUGAUGGAACAGAAGGUCCUGGAGGCAGAGAUGUUGGCAUUGAAGAUGGCAGAAGAAUCGGAGAGAAGGGCAAAGGAAGCUGAUCAGCUAAAGCAGGACCUUCAGGAGGCUCGAGAGUCUGAGCGGAGAGCAAAGCAGAAGCUCUUGGAGAUCACCAGCAAGUCGUCAUACACGCAGCCCAUGAACUCAGGUAUGACAGCGCUGCCUGCCGACCUGCCAAGCUUCAACCUCAUCAGUGAGAGCCUCUCCUUUGACUUCAAGGAUACAGACAUGAAGAGACUUUCCAUGGAAAUAGAGAAAGAGAAAGUGGAGUACAUGGAGAAGAGCAAGCACCUGCAGGAGCAACUGAAUGAGUUGAAGACUGAGAUUGAGGCGCUGAAACUGAAGGAGAGGGAGACAGCGCUGGAUAUACUGCACAACGAGAAUGCCGACCGAGGCAACAGCAAGCACAACACCAUUAAAAAGCCUCAAGCCCAGGGCAGAAGACCUAUCUGCAUUUGAGACUUCAAACUCACCUUGCAGAGCACCAAGUCCCGUGUGGCCUUCUUCGAGGAGCUCUAGGGGGUGACCCAACCAUCCUGC